Molecule: messenger RNA, 1651 nt
Organism: Biomphalaria glabrata
Lineage: Eukaryota; Metazoa; Mollusca; Gastropoda; Planorbidae
Product: 26S proteasome regulatory subunit 7
Exons: 12
Coding region: 211-1515 (434 amino acids)
Biological process (GO): proteasome-mediated ubiquitin-dependent protein catabolic process
Cellular component (GO): proteasome regulatory particle, base subcomplex
Molecular function (GO): ATP hydrolysis activity; ATP binding; proteasome-activating activity
Source: RefSeq, a predicted model, not a curated record
AAUAUAUAGAUCUAUACCAAACCAUUGCUUCUGCGAUCUAUCCUGUCAACAAACUGAGAUUUAUGCGAUAAUAGAUUUAUCUCACAGUAUCUAAACUAUAAAUCUAGAUCAUCAAUAAUAAAUCUAGUCUGUAGAGACAGAGUAUAGGGAUUAUCUACAUUUACUAAUCAAGAUAAUAGUAAAUAGAAUCUAGAUCUACCGAAAGUCAGAAUGCCUGAUCAUCUUGGAUCUGACCAGCGUAAAGUAAAAGAAAAGGACAAAGAAGAAGAGAAACCCAUUCAAUCUCUUGAUGAAGGAGACAUUGCCCUCUUGAAAACAUAUGGUGUGGGCCAGUACACUAAAGCAAUUAAAGCUGUGGAAGAAGAUAUCCAGAAUGUGCUGAAAAAUGUCAAUGAAUUAUCUGGUAUUAAGGAAUCAGACACAGGGCUGGCACCACCUGCCUUGUGGGAUCUUGCUGCUGAUAAACAAACAUUACAAAGUGAGCAGCCAUUGCAAGUAGCACGCUGUACUAAGAUCAUAAAUGCAGACUCAGAUGACCCUAAAUAUAUCAUCAAUGUCAAGCAGUUUGCCAAGUUUGUCGUUGACCUCGGAGAACAAGUAGCACCAACAGAUAUUGAAGAAGGCAUGAGAGUUGGAGUUGACAGAAACAAAUAUCAAAUCCACAUUCCUUUACCUCCGAAAAUUGACCCGACAGUCACAAUGAUGCAGGUGGAAGAAAAGCCUGAUGUGACAUACAGUGAUGUUGGUGGAUGCAAAGAACAAAUAGAAAAACUCAGAGAAGUUGUGGAGACUCCUCUACUUCAUCCGGAAAGAUUUGUCAACCUUGGUAUUGAGCCGCCCAAAGGUGUGUUGUUGUUUGGCCCUCCUGGAACUGGGAAGACUCUGUGUGCCCGUGCUGUGGCCAACAGAACUGAUGCUUGCUUCAUUAGAGUCAUCGGCUCAGAGCUUGUACAGAAAUAUGUGGGGGAAGGUGCCAGAAUGGUCAGAGAAUUGUUUGAAAUGGCUAGAGCUAAAAAAGCUUGUAUUAUUUUCUUUGAUGAAAUAGAUGCUGUAGGAGGUGCCAGGUUUGAUGAUGGAGCUGGUGGGGAUAAUGAAGUACAGCGUACCAUGUUGGAACUGAUCAACCAGCUGGAUGGCUUUGACCCCAGGGGAAACAUCAAGGUGUUGAUGGCCACCAACCGGCCAGAUACUCUUGACCCAGCACUGAUGAGGCCAGGAAGACUUGACAGAAAAAUAGAGUUUGGAUUACCUGACCUUGAAGGCCGUACACAUAUAUUUAAAAUACAUGCUAGAUCUAUGAGUGUAGAGAAAGAUAUUCGUUAUGAGCUGCUGGCUAGAUUAUGCCCAAACAGUACAGGAGCAGAAAUUCGUAGUGUUUGCACAGAAGCUGGAAUGUUUGCUAUCAGGGCUCGUAGGAAGAUGGCUACAGAGAAAGAUUUUCUGGAAGCAGUAAAUAAAGUCAUCAAAGCCUACGCCAAAUUUAGUGCAACUCCUCGUUACAUGACUUACAAUUAAAUCAAUAGUAGACUUGAUAGAAAUGGACAGAGCUUGUGUGUUUACUCUCUGAUCUGAUUUGAACUUAAGUGAAUCAUUGUUUGUAUUCAUGAUUUUUUGUUUCAGCUUAUUAAAUCAUGGUAUCUUUCAUACUAAA